Physeter macrocephalus (sperm whale) is the source of this 1472-nucleotide messenger RNA. RefSeq names its product actin binding transcription modulator (gene ABITRAM). Bases 103 to 666 code for a protein of 187 amino acids. Gene Ontology annotation, molecular function: actin filament binding; actin monomer binding. Gene Ontology annotation, cellular component: filopodium tip; nucleus; lamellipodium. The record is from RefSeq and is a predicted model, not a curated record. Lineage: Eukaryota; Metazoa; Chordata; Mammalia; Artiodactyla; Physeteridae. Gene Ontology annotation, biological process: regulation of filopodium assembly; regulation of actin filament polymerization; dendrite morphogenesis. The transcript has 6 exons.
GCGCGUGUCCCGGCUACAUGUCGAAAAGACACCUUCCUCCGUGGCAAGCGGGAGGAAGAGUACAGGGCCCGGGGGGCGGGGUUUGCAGCACCUGAGGUCGCCAUGGCUAACGAGCCCGAGACCCCUGUGGCCGCCUCGGCUGCGGAGCCCGCGGUGCCGUCGCUUGUGGAUCGUUACUUCACUCGCUGGUACAAAGCGGAUGUCAAAGGAAAACUCUGUCAGGACCACUGUAUACUACAACACUCUAACCGAAUAUGUGUCACCCUACUGUCAGGAUCCCAUGUAGUUCUUCAAAGUGGAAAAGCAAUUAAAAGCAUUUCCUAUCAAAUCAGUACCAACUGUAGCAGACUUCAGAACAAAGUCUCUGGGAAAUUUAAGCGGGGGGCACAGUUUCUAACAGAACUUGCACCUCUGUGUAAGAUUUACUGCUCUGAUGGAGAAGAAUACACCAUAUCUAGCUGUGUUAGAGGACGGUUGAUGGAAGUGAAUGAAAACAUUCUCCAUAAGCCAUCUAUUCUUCAAGAGAAGCCAUCCACCGAAGGAUACAUUGCAGUUGUGUUGCCCAAGUUUGAAGAAAGUAAAAGCAUAACAGAAGGGUUACUGACACAAAAACAGUAUGAAGAAGUCAUGGUGCAACGCAUCAAUGCCACAACAGCGACCUCAUGAGGAUUAAAAUUGAGUAAAAACAACAGGGCAUUCUUAUCCUUACCUGGCCUACCAGUCAGUGCACUAAGGAAGAACCAGAGAUGCUGAAAUGUACUUCACACCCGGCCAUCCUCAGGGAGGCCUGAUCUUAAAACCUGAUCUAGGUUUCCUUCUUUGACUUGCAUAACAAGCCUUGAUUCCAUUUUGUCUUCAGCCUCCCAGAUCUGCCUGCCCAUGUACUCACUCUGUUCUUUUGCUUUUCUCUUUCUCACAACUGACAAGCAACAGACGUUUUUCUGAUUAAAAACUAACAAACAAAGCACUUUGAGGAAAAUUUGAAAAGACAGAAAAGUAAAAAUAAUUUACCCAUCAUCCUGUAACCCAUUAGUAAACACUAGGUUUUGAUGUAGUUCUGUUUGAGUAUUAUGUCAUGGUUAUUGUUUUUGCCUCAAUUUUCCAUCACUUUGAAGUUGAAAAACAACUGGCCUUUCUUACCCAGUCUGCUUCAGUGUGACACGACGCAAACGUCUGGUGCCACCCCUUCUGCCCCAACUCCCCCACUCAGGUUGCUGGGAAGAGUCAGGGUGUAGAGUGUACCUUCUCUAUGUCUAUGGAUUGGCCUUCAACUCUGAACAAAUUAGCACUGUAACACUGGUUUCUUAAUGAGGGACACAUGAAAAGGCUUUGAAAGGGGCUUUGCUAACAUGGUAGUAUCAAUAUCAUAAUGCUGUAUGAAGUAACAUGUUUAUUUGUGGUCACUCAGCCUCACACUCUAGUUACAGGGUAACCAGCAAAGAAGUUCCCAAGAGGUUCCUGGAAUUCAAAGA